CAGCGGGGGUGCGCACAAAAUGCAACGCAGAGGAGAGAAAAGAAAACGAACGUAAGAAAAAGAAAAGUUACAGUAACCUCGAUGGCGGAAAGUUGACAAGCCACCGCGCCUACGAUAUCGUUGCAGCAACUCCUCAGCAGACCGCCCUUGCCCACGCGGAGGACGCCAAUUCAUCCCCAGGGGCGCGGCAAUGGGCGACGUCUGCUGUGGCUGCGGCUGAGGUGGCAUGUCCAGCAGCCUGGAGGCGCCCUCUCCGCCCCCACCCUCCUCCUCUCCUUCCCCGGCCCCACAGUCAGCCAUGACGGUGGACUUCUCGGCCUUUGGGCUGUCCUCCUUCGUCGGGGGGACAGACAACGCCACCCAGGCCCUCUACCUGUUUCCCGAGGCUGCACCGUUCUCUCCCAAGGACCAGACAAAGGGUCCUUCAUCCCCAUCUAGCCGAGCCUAUGACCAUGCCGGUGAUGCUAUGCUCAGUGCUAUCAAUUAUGGCGAGGAUGAGGUGCUGCACGAGGGUUUUGAGGUUCCAUUUGGCUCCCUGGAUGGUCUGCUGCGGUUGCCCCCUCGCCCGGCCACGGCCCCUGCCGAUCCCUCCCCAUUCGACCUCCUCGGGGACAGUGAACUGCAGUUGUCACCGCCGCAGGCCUUUGGCGCAGCUACUCAUGCGCCGGAUUCAGGUGUAGGGAGCAGCGGUGAUACAACUGGAGCUUCCCUGUCGCUGCCAUGCAUCAGUCUUCCUUCGGACAAGGAGCUGGGACGGCUGUCACCGGCCCUGUCGGCUGCUGCUGGCAUGCGGCCCAUCGCCAAAGUGGGUGGCAAUGGUGGCAGGGCCCCUUCUGCGCAGCCUUGCCCUGUCUGCGGCAAGGUGUUUGGAAACUCGAGCGCGCUGACCAAGCACAAGCUGACGCACUCGGACGAGCGGAAGUACGUAUGCAGCCAGUGCCACAAGGCAUUCAAGCGGCAGGACCACCUCAAUGGCCACCUGCUGACGCACCGCAACAAGAAGCCCUACGAGUGCGAUGUCGAGGGCUGUGACAAGAGCUACUGUGAUGCCCGCUCCCUGCGGCGUCACAAGGAGAACCACCAUGCCUCUGUGGCUCUCACCCUGGUGCCCUUCCAGGCCAUCCCGCUGCCACCUCAGUUGCAACUUGUGGCAUUUCCAUCCGAAGAUGGAGGGACCUCAGUGUGGGCUCCAGUGGGGGGAACUGGUCAGCGCCCUCUGCUGGUGGCACCGACAACACAGGGCGCAACCGUGCAGCAAGCCCCACCACCGCAAUCGUCGCAGCAGGAAGCACAGCAGCAGACUUCUCAGCGGCAGCCUUCGCCUAGACCGUCGUCGCAGCCCGAAGGUCCGCCACUUUUACAACAGCUUCUGGAGCCAAACAAGACAUGGACAACUGUGUCAGCGGUCCCAUAUUCUGCAGAGGCAAUAAAUGAGCCAUCGCAGGGCAAUGGUGGUAGCUCACUGUCGUCUGCGCUGGACGCUGUGCCAAUGGCAGCCACAGAAUGCCUCUGCAGCCUCUGCCAUCAGAAACUGACCAGCCUGUCUGAACUAGAGCAGCACAUGCGGCUCCACCAGCCACCUGCUACGACCGCCACCACACAGAGCACGGCCAUUUUCACGCAGGGCCUUCAAGGAACAUGCCAGUCAUCCAUGGAGCCUGCUACAGUAAGCAGGUCAAACAUGGCUAUUCUACAGCCAGACGAAGUCGUCACAUCUGCUGCGCCAAGCCAACAACGCCCUGUGCCUCUGCUCCCACCUCUGAAUACAUGGGCCAUAAGGCCAGCUCGUCCAUUGUUGACGAGUACCAACAACGAGCGUCGACGCCACUCCGACUCGGACCACUUGGCCUUCGAAGGCAGCAGCGGUCUCCUUGCUGACCUCCUACUGGGACCUCGACGCACUUCUAGAGUGGGCUCUGACCCAGGACUCGAACCUCUGCCCUCCUUUGAGCAGCUGCAGGGGCUGGUGGCAUCGUCUCGGAGCUCACUUGUGCCAUCACCUGAUGGCAUGCAGUCUGGCAUGUCGUACGGUGACUCCCAUCAGCACGAGGAUGUGUUUGCAGCCAUUAGCGAUGCAUUUGAUGAGGAAGAAGAGAAGCAAAACAAAGACAUGUGCAGUUUUGUCGACAACCACUCACCACACCACGGCGGACUCGGACGGUCUCCAGCGACAACUCUGGUGCAGUCCCAGGCAAGCUUUGGCCACGAAGUGGUGUGCGUGCCGGACUCACCGCCGCUCGUCGAAACCAAGGAGAUCAAGUCUGAGCCAACUUAUGAACAAAUGGACAUUCAGCAAUCUGUGGAAACUUCAACUGUGCACAGGACUGUAGAGAUUACUGUACCAACGACAGUGUCAACAAUAGCGCACUCAAACACUCCGCUGCCUACCAGGCAACCGGUUGCACCAGAUGUUGGUAGCACUCAACCUGCCGAAGCUCUGGAGGUUCCUUUGGAGCCGAAGAAACCCGUGGAAGGCACUGAAGAAGUGUCUUCGUGCCGAUCUGCAGAAUGUGAUGAUGACGAUGUGUUUUUAAGCCCUAUUCCAACGUGCCCCUUGCGGAGCCGACGGAAACACAGACCAGAGCCCCUGUACAUCCCACCCCACGUGAAUGCCAUCGGCUUCCCAAGCCGGCUGCGCUCUCCUCGUCUCUGGGACCCUUGCGGGGAGGCCGGGGGCUGCAAGGGGUCUGCUGGGGUCACCUCACCGCCCCCGUACACUCCACCUCCCAUGCUCAGUCCACUCCGGUCAGGCUCCGGUCUCUUCUGGCACGUCUUCUCAGGGCCGCGGUCAGCUGGAGCGGUCACACCUCAUGCUAUCACUCCGAGGGAUCGGGUGAGUGCCGCCUACCCACCGCCUAGUGGAGGAGGCAGCGGUCUGGUGCCCCAGUCACCUCUGGAGAGUCCGUGCGAGGCGUCCCUCUCCGAAGAGGAGGGCGAGCUCGCUCCAGAGACAGACAUCCUUCCGCAUGUCAAUGUUGGUCCCCAGUUCCAAGCCCGGUUGCCCCCUUUAGAUGCCGAAGAGGCAUUGAAGUCUCAACACCAUGCUGACCUCGUCUGGGAUCCACGCAUUGGAGAUCACUUGGCUGACGAUGAAGUGGAGAACUACCUGGAGUUGGCGUGCUGUGCGGCCAUCCCUGGUGGGGGCCGGAACCGAGAGUACGCCUUCCACAUUUUGGCACUCUGCCAGGGAAAUCUGCAGGAGGCAACAUUGCAGUUGAUGGAACGGGAACCACGGCUGCCCGGUGGACACCCACUGCUGACGUACCGCUACCCUGAGUGCCACCGUUGGAGCCGCGAGGAGAUGGAGCGCUUCCAGGACGGGCUGGCCACUUUCGACAAGGACUUCCUGCACGUGGCCACCAAGGUUGGAACCAAGAAUGUACAGCAGUGUGUAGAGUUUUACUAUGUGUGGAAGAAAGUGGCACCUGAGGAGUACCGGCGGCUGCGGUGUUUGCGGCGGCGACGUGAGCUUGACCAGGCGGCACCGGAGGAAGACGACAUGGAGGAAAUGGCUGGUAGCCCCUCAGCCAUGCCUGCAGCCAUGGCCAAGCCGACUGUGCCCUCGUCGGAACCUGUGCAACCCUGUGAGCCGCCGCAGGAGUUUCCGUGCAGACUCUGUGGAAGGGUGUUUGCCAAAGUAAAAAGCCGCAACGCCCACAUGAAGAGCCACGGAGCUCCCCGGUCGGUGGCCAGCAGCCGCUUCGAGUUCUGAGCGCCGGCGGCCGCACUGCUGGUGCCCCCCCGCUGCUGCUGCUGCUGCCACGUUUGCUGCAAUUGCUCAACGUCCUGGCCAUCGGUUCUGGCCAGUGGUUCUGGCCCACCGUCCCCCCCCCCCCUCGCCCUGUGUCGUCUUCUCUGUACAUGGCUUGUAAAUACUAGGUUCUUCGUCAUUCUUUUUAAUUGGGGGAGCCGUAACGAUCCCGUUGCCAAGGCCGUCCGGCGGGUCUCGUUAUUUUUGUACUCGCGACGCGCAUUCUCCACAGAUUAAAGAAGAGAAGAUAUGCUGUUGA
Molecule: messenger RNA, 4010 nt
Organism: Dermacentor andersoni
Lineage: Eukaryota; Metazoa; Arthropoda; Arachnida; Ixodida; Ixodidae
Biological process (GO): regulation of transcription by RNA polymerase II; negative regulation of DNA-templated transcription
Cellular component (GO): histone deacetylase complex; transcription regulator complex
Molecular function (GO): transcription corepressor activity
Source: RefSeq, a predicted model, not a curated record